Lottia gigantea (owl limpet) is the source of this 885-nucleotide messenger RNA. RefSeq lists its product as hypothetical. Gene Ontology annotation, molecular function: 3',5'-cyclic-GMP phosphodiesterase activity. Gene Ontology annotation, biological process: cGMP catabolic process. The transcript is spliced from 7 exons. The record is from RefSeq and is a predicted model, not a curated record. NCBI's taxonomy places the organism in Eukaryota, Metazoa, Mollusca, Gastropoda, Lottiidae. The annotation marks the transcript as partial.
UGGGACGAUGCAGAGAUGAUGAUAUUAUUACGUCAAAUGUAUAUAGAUUUAGGUUUUAUAACAAAAUUUAAUAUAGAGCUCCCAGUAUUACAUCAGUGGAUAUAUGAAGUUUAUAAAAAUUAUAAUGGUGUGCCUUUUCACAAUUUCAAACAUUGUUUUAUGGUGGCGCAGAUGAUGUAUGGUUUAACUUGGUUAAUAGAUCUCCCCUCGAUACUAGAUGAUUUAGAUGUUUUAAUACUUAUUACCUCAGCUAUCUGUCAUGAUCUAGAUCACCCUGGAUAUAACAACGCAUAUCAGAUCAACGCCAGAACAGAUCUUGCCUUACGCUAUAACGACAUAUCACCACUAGAGAACCACCAUUGUUCAGUGGCAUUUGAGAUUCUGGAGAGGAAACAAUGUAAUAUAUUCCGUAAUCUGAGCGUGGAACAGUUUAAACGAGUUCGAGAAGGCAUGAUCAGAUGUAUAUUGGCAACAGAUAUGGCAAAACAUAAUGAGAUUCUACAUUCAUUUAAAGCUGUGUUACCCACAUUCGAUCCUCAGGAUAAGGAACAACGUUCAGUGUUGUUGAUGAUAUUAAUUAAAGUAGCUGAUAUUUCAAAUGAGGUACGACCAGUCGAAGUGGCAGAACCCUGGCUGGAAUGCCUUCUUCAGGAAUUUUUUAAUCAGAGUGAUUUAGAGAAGUUAGAAGGAUUACCUGUGGCACCUUUCAUGGAUCGUGAUAAAGUCACGAAACCUACGUCUCAAAUUGGAUUUAUUAAGUUUGUUUUGCUACCUCUGUUUGAAACAGUUGGCCAGUUGUUUCCUGUAGUCGAGGUAAAGCAUCUAGUUUUAUUACCACAGCUGCAUAUUUAUAUUGCUGGUUAUAUUCAUAAAAAUCUGCUGUAA